This is a messenger RNA of Phycodurus eques (leafy seadragon), 2514 nucleotides long. RefSeq names its product Krueppel-like factor 11. The record is from RefSeq and is a predicted model, not a curated record. Gene Ontology annotation, molecular function: DNA-binding transcription factor activity, RNA polymerase II-specific; RNA polymerase II cis-regulatory region sequence-specific DNA binding. Lineage: Eukaryota; Metazoa; Chordata; Actinopteri; Syngnathiformes; Syngnathidae. The transcript has 4 exons. Bases 58 to 1083 code for a protein of 341 amino acids. Gene Ontology annotation, biological process: regulation of transcription by RNA polymerase II.
CUGAACUGCGCCCGGCCGGCGGAUCCUGAGCGAGCAGCUUUUCUUCCGCGUCUCGCCAUGCUGCUCUCGCGCCAGGUGGACUUGGAGGCGGCCGAGGCGCUAGUCAGCAUGAGCUUCUGGGGUCAAAGUUUGGCGGAGGCCCGCCCGCUGACGCCCACCUCUGACUCGUGUGACUCCACCCCCCCGCACUCAGAGGGCGGAGCCUCAGCCAAUGAGAUGGCGGCGUUGUCAUCUCUGUGCAUGACUCCGCCUCACAGUCCCAGCUUCGGCGAGGCUGACGCCUUUGGAACCACCUCAGUCCCGUCACGCCCGCCCGACGACUGCGCUGUGACACCCGUCGAGGGCGCCACCGCCAUGGCAACCAGCGUCAUACGCCACACCGCAGACAACCUCGGAGCGCCGCCCACCGCCGCUGCCCCGCCCACUCCGAGUCAGGAUCCUCAUGUCGCUCCCCCGCUUUCCUCGCCAUCUUCAUCGCCAGCUCCUUCCGUCUCGCCGCUCCUGUGCCAGCUUUUCCCGCUGGGCAACCGUCCAGGACUGAUCUCCGCCUUUGUGCCGGCGCAGGGCGUCUCCCUAGUGAGCUCGGCCAUGCCGCGGGGCGCCGUCAUGCUGGUGGUCCCGCGCACGCCGGCCCCCCGGACGCUGGUGACACUGGGGAGUGCCAAGCUGCUGCCCCUGGCGCCUACCCCCCUCUACUUGACCUCGGGCGCCGGCGGGAACGCUGCCCAGGACUUCUCCCGACGACGCAACUACGUGUGCGACUUUCCGGGAUGCAAGAAAACGUACUUCAAGAGCUCCCACCUCAAAGCUCACCUGCGCACGCACACAGGCGAGAAGCCGUUCAGCUGCCGCUGGGAAGGCUGCGACAAAAAGUUUGCCCGCUCUGACGAGCUUUCCCGCCACCGCCGCACGCACACGGGCGAGAAAAAGUUUGUGUGUGGUGUGUGCGCACGCCGCUUUAUGCGCAGCGACCACCUGACCAAACACACUCGCAGACACGCUAGUGCCAAGAGGCCCGCCGCCGCAGCCACCGCCUCCUGGACUGCCACUCAAGACUCAGGGGCAGCUCUUCCCAUCGCCUGAUUGGUUGCUGCAAAAAACUUUAAAAAAAUUGAAAAAUCACCUCAGGGUGGGGUGAGGUGGAGGACCCUUAAGGCAUGUCGAACUGUAAGUGGCUCAACCUCUUUUCUAUUCCAAAUCCUCAUCACAACUUUUCAACUUUGACCUCAGACAGCCUCGUAGCUGCUUGCUAGCGUCUGCAUCAUCAUUUGUCCAGCAGUGUUAGCGUCAUGCUAAUGCUGCACGCUCCGUCGACCUUCUGUACACAAAACAAAAACAUGUUGAAGAUGCAGAUGAGAUUAAAGGGGAACUAAAUGAAAAAUGUAUACAUAAAUUGUAUGUGCCAACACUAGUCAUAACACGCUAAUCUGAUUAAUAUUACGAUCAUGUCAUCAUUCAUCGACGUACGGGGGCACCCAUGUUUAGUGAAAUGGUUAUCGGCCGGAAAACCAAAAGUGUACAUCACAAGUACUGUAGCUUGUUGCCUUGUUUACAGCGCAUCUUAGCAAGCAUGGUUUGAUAAAAUUGAUAGCUAGGAAGUGCAAGUGUGUUAGGCUGUCAGCAUCAAAGGUAAGUGUGCAGAUUCAUUUUUGCUUAUGAAACAGCCUUUUAAAAGUAGUCCGGUGGCUGUCUCCUGCCUACCCAACACUCGCAGCCGGCCGACGAGCAGCUAGCUCCUAGCCGCUAAUGCCCGCGAACUGGCGCCGUGUUAUACAAAUUAGUAAUCGAUGACAGUGUAAUGAAUUGGCGUUUAUUUUUAUUUUUUUAGCAUAAUAAAUUAGCAAUUUAACAUUAUUUCGGAAUAGUGUUGUUUUGAUGUUGGUGGCAACUGUAUAUGAUGGCAGCAUAAGGUAGGAUCGUAGGACAGCAACUUGACUCACUGACCGUUGCCAGUCAAUUGAAUCACGCUUCCACCGUGAGCUGGCUCGAUAAGUGGAUCUGGCCGAUCAUAGCUUGUUGUUGCUUAACAUUUACCAACUCUGUCUGGUUUCCUGUGAAAAUAAAGAGGCUGAUGCACAUAACAUUCUCGCAAAUUUGCACACUCGCAAGAGUGAAAAGAUAUAAACAUGGCGAUCUUUUAAAUGUUCUUUUACGAAAUGUGGUACAUUUAAGUAAACAGCAUCAGAUAAAGAAGAUUUAAACAUUUUACUUUUAACUCAUUCACUGCCAGCCUUCCCAGUUAACAUGGAUAGUUGACUUCUAAAGCCGUCAAUGGCAGUGAAAGUGUUCAAAUAUGAAGUUUUGAUAUUGGGUUUAGUUCCCCUUUAAGAUGCUAAUCAAGCUAAUGUUAGCAUGACUGCUGGUAGAGGUCAUAGAACAAGCAUGUGUCGUGUUGGGACUGAAACACAGGACUGAAAAAGACGCCUCGCUCAGGAUUUUUUCAAUUUAUUGACGACAAUUACAACAAGAUGGUGGUCAGCUGCUUGUUCACAGAGAAAAAACAAACGAUAACAA